Messenger RNA from Triticum urartu, 1350 nucleotides. NCBI's taxonomy places the organism in Eukaryota, Viridiplantae, Streptophyta, Magnoliopsida, Poales, Poaceae. The record is from RefSeq and is a predicted model, not a curated record.
AUGUCACACAAGCCUGCAUCAGCCCUGAAGACCAUUCCACUCGUCUGGCCCUUUGCUGUCUGGGGACUAGACAUGGUUGGCCCACUGAGAACAGGCAGAAGUGGUUUCACUCAUGUGCUUGUGGCAGUCGACAAGUUUACCAAAUGGAUUGAAGCUAAGCCUAUCAAGAAUCUUGAUGCUUGCACUGCUAUCAGUUUCGUCAGAGGGCUAACAUUCAGAUAUGGAGUCCCGCAUAGCAUCAUCACUGACAAUGGGUCAAACUUCGAUUCGGACAAGUUCAGAGCUUUUUGCGCCUCUCAAGGCACUCGAGUCGACUACGCAUCGGUCGCCCAUCCCCAAUCGAAUGGACAAGCUGAAAGAGCAAAUGGUCUGAUUCUCAAAGGACUAAAACCUCGACUGAUGCGUGAUCUCAAGCACGCGGUAGGUGCUUGGGUCGACGAGCUUCCAUCAGUUCUAUGGGGAUUGAGGACCACCCGGAACCGGUCAACUGGAAGAACUCCAUUCUUUCUAGUUUAUGGAGCCGAAGCAGUUCUGCCAAGUGAUCUUCUUCACAACGUGCCUCGAGUCGAACUUUAUACCGAAGAUGAAGCAGAACAAGCCCGGCAAGACGCAGUCGACCUCCUAGAAGAAGAAAGAGAGAUGGCUAUGAUCAGAUCGACCAUUUAUCAGCAAGACUUGCGUCGAUUCCACGCCAGGAAUGGCAAGAGUCGAGCCUUCCAAGAAGGGGAUUUGGUCCUCCGAGUGGAUCAGCAGAAACCACACAAGCUUUACAACGGCUCUGUGAAGCCAGAGGAUUGGCUGGUGGACUACUCCACAGUCGUCAGCAUAGCAAAUGGCAACAAGCUCAUUGCCGUGAAGUACGUCCCGCUCAUGCUCCAGGGAAUGGCCCGGACAUGGCUUAACAGCCUCAAGCCCUACAAUAUCAACAACUGUGUAGAUUUCACCGAAGUGUUUAUCCGCAAUUUCACCAGCACCUACAAGCGGCCUCCCAAGACCCGCCAGCUCUCGCUGUGCGUUCAAGGCCCAGAUGAGUCCACCCGCGAUUACCUCACGCGGUGGGCUGAAUUGUGCAACUCCUGCGAAGGGGUGCACAUGGUCCAAUCAAUUGAAUACUUCAGUACCAGGUGCCGAGAGGACACCCUUCUCAAGCACCGACUCCUCUGCAACGAGCCUGCUACACUCGACGAGUUGUUAAUCAUAGCUAACAAAUACGCCACUGCCGAUUCCUCCAUGAAGUCGGAGCGCCGAGUGGACGCUUCUGGGAAGGUGCUCCCUCUAGCUCCUAGGAUGACGGCUGCUGACAACAGUGGGCGUCAACAGCUGAACGACAACAAGCACAAAGCCCCGUAA